Messenger RNA from Caenorhabditis bovis, 843 nucleotides. Lineage: Eukaryota; Metazoa; Nematoda; Chromadorea; Rhabditida; Rhabditidae. The record is from the annotation of a GenBank genome assembly.
AUGUCCUCAUUUUUGAAUUCCGCUGAAAUGAGCACGACUGCCCAUCUCAAUUUGCCGACACUUGACGAUCUAAUCGCCAAGUUUGCCAUUCAGAAUCAAGCUUCAAUGCAGCUGUUUCAAUCACAGAUGCUGUGCCAAGCAAUGGCUUCACUAACCCCCACAAUACCCACUGUGCCGCUAUUCAAUUUCUGCAAUCCGGACCUUCUCCAACAGAUUCUCAAUGUGAAUCCGGCCACGUUAGCAGCUGUCGCUUCCCUUCAGAACACGGAGACGUCCACAAAGAACGCGGCGAAGAUGCGAAGAGAGCACACAAUGCAGAAGAGCAUGUCGCUUGAUGCUGAGAGCAGCUCGUCAUACGAUGUGAAUCACGGCGAUAUUAUUGUGCCGAGUAGCGAUAAAGAAGGAUGGUGUCGCAAUAAGAAAUACAUCGAGAAAACCGACACCGGUUUCAUGUGUACAGUAUGCCGCAAAGUGUACGGUAGAUAUAAUUCAGUGUCAUAUCAUGUCACCAUUUACCACAGAAAUCCACCAAUCAAGUGCAACAUGCCGAACUGUCAAUUCACGACCAGAGAGGCUAGAUAUAUUCACUUCCACAAGUACUACAGACACGGAAUCGCUCUUCCACAUAGCAUUGAUCAAGGAUCUCGAAAAUGCCCACACUGCAGACAUGUGUCGAAAAGUCCCGCAAUGCUAGAGAAGCAUAUCAAACGGCAUCAGAUCAGAGAAGAUCAAAUUGAUCCAGUGGAAUCGAUUCGGAAUCGAACUGCGACGAUUUCGGAGAUCCAGGUCGAAGCAAUGGACGUCGAUGAGUUUGAGACAAAGCCGAGAAGUUGCACACUUUAA